Molecule: messenger RNA, 1334 nt
Organism: Erigeron canadensis
Lineage: Eukaryota; Viridiplantae; Streptophyta; Magnoliopsida; Asterales; Asteraceae
Exons: 2
Coding region: 175-1254 (359 amino acids)
Source: RefSeq, a predicted model, not a curated record
UUGAAUAGCGGCAAUUUCGGCCACUUUGAUCACCACUUCGAUUUCUCUCAUCAAACAAACAUUUUCUUCUCUUUUUAUUUUUUUUCUCCCUUUUUCUUAUCUUCCCCUAAAUACAUGCAAACCUGAAAAAAAAUUCUAUCAACGAUUAGUAUCUCUCUCUUUUUCUUUCUCGACAUGACGGAUGAUAAUUACAAGAGAAAGAAAAAGAGAGGGAGAAAAAACAAUUUUUCCUGUUCUUGUUUUCCUUCAUUAAUCACCCCGACUGAACAUAAUAACAAUUGUUUAGAUAAUGAUAAUGAUGCCCAUAUUACUAAAAAUGGACGUGUUUUGAUCCCUCUUGACAAUGAUCGCGUGGUUCGUAAACAAUCUUCUCAUCGUUCACACAUUCCUCGCUUAGUUAAAGCGGUUUUGUUUGGUUCCUUGAUGGCAAAGAAGAUUCAUAGGAGUAGUUCAUCCAAAUCUUCUUCGAUGGCUUCUUCGGACACAAAUGGAUCAUACAUAACAUAUGACAAAACCGGCGAUGAUGACAAUAAUACGUGUGUUAAGGAAUGUAACGAUAAUACGGACGAGACAAGCAGUCGUUGUCGUUCAAAUUUAUUAACAUCUUCUUCGUCGUCGUCGUCAACAAAUUGUUCUUCUAAUUCAUAUACAACUUCUUCAUGCUCGACGACGUCCACAUUUUCAACUUCUCGGUCAUCAUCUCAACAAAAAUCAUCAUCUCAAAUAGAUUUAGUCGAUUUUAGACACCCCGAUAUUUCAUCCAAAUCAUUUCUUCUUGACCAAAAAGUUUCGUCCCGAUUAAUGGACCAUCCACGUCAUCAUUUGAGACACCAAGAUUCAUCCGCUUCCGUUUCACUACCUUUGUCGAACCCAAAACCUAUGAAAAAAUUCAUUCAUAAAUCUUUGUCUUUCCAAAAAGGAAUAUCCCAAUUAGAUUCAUUAUUAUUAGAUUCUUCUUCAAGUUUCCCUUCCUUGACAAAUUUAAAUCGUGAUAAAAUCCGUAACAAUAAUAAUGGGAAUAAUAUUCUUUGGUGUUUUUUUCUUUUCCUAAGUCUUGUCGUUUUGGUAGUUUACGGAAGGAUUUUCUCGAUUUUAUGUACAUCAACUUGGUUAUACUUUGUACCUUGUUUACGCAUCAAACGAGUAAAUUCGUCUACCAACAUGACCGCAUUUGUGGAUACCGAUUCGGAACAAUACAAGAAGAGAGUCAUCAUGGCUGGAUUACUUGAUAGAACUCGAAAUCCCUUCCGAUAGCCAUGUAUGAAACAUAUGUAUGAAAUGUGUGUAUAGAUAUACUACUUCUUUGAAUAAAAAACUAUAUCUAUUUACAGAAA